AUGUCGGACACGACGCUCAAAAUGCUCACUGACGGAGCCAUGUGCUCCGUGUCACAUGGAUUCGACUGCACUUACCAUCAACGUGAUGCGGCCUUGGCCAGGCAAUCCCAGCGUGCGUCUCUUCCACGUGAACUGCCUCAGCACGAGGGCCGACCUUCACCAAUCGCGACUGCGCCAAGCAUAAGAACGCUGGACAGCGGCAACAUCAGCAUUGCAGCCCGGCCAUUGCGUGCUGCAAGUACAGAGGCCAAGGCUUCCCUUGAGGACGACAUCCAGCCGAAGGACACUUCAAACGGGCUCAGCGAUACCAACCGCCAUACAAAAGGAACAGAGUAUUAUGGGCCAGCAGGCACUUUCUACUUCCUGUCAUUGCUGCGCGGCAAGGCAAGCGCCCGAAGUCGCCAGGACUCUAUCGGCCCUGGGCAGGACGAUGCCAGUCCUCGCGGGGACGAUGGUGCUUCUGUGGUGAAUCUUCUUCACAGCUACGACUACUGCGCCGCCUCAGAUGCUGAGGCACGUUCAGGUCCCCCACGACUGCUGCCAGCGACAGCGUCGGCUCGAUCCAAUGCUGGAGGAUCAUCGUCUGCGGCUGUGACAAAAAGCUCGACGGUAGAAGUGGGUUUGCAGAAAGAGUGCGUCAGGCUCUACUUUCAGAGCUUGCACUGUAUACACCCCUUUUUGGACCAGUCGACCUUCCUCCAGCGGUGCCACGAAGAGGUAUGGGACAUUCAGCAGGGCGAGACUCGACGCCGUAGACACGGUUUUCUUGCCUUGUUCUAUGUUGUUCUUGCGCUGGGGGCCAUGCCCGCUGGGGACGCAUCCUCCCUGGGCUGGACGCAAAACGUAGAGUUUCUCAACCAGGUCGAUGCGCGCGGUGCCCAUCAAGCAUCUUCAUAUGUUCCCAUAAGAAUAGCGCGCCUGUAUUUUGACAAGGCUCAGUCCUGCUUGGGUAACGUGUUUGAAAUCUCAUCCAUUGAGAUCGCAGAGGCAUUGUUCCUUAUGGCGGGUGAUGCGCCGACCACACAAGUUCUCAAUGCAAUGGUCGGCUUGGCAGACAUCUUGCUUCACAUAUCUCACGAGCUAGUCGACUACGCUGGCGAGCCGUGCGGCAUCGAAAAGAGUGCCAAAGCACUGGAGUACGACAGGCAAAUAUCUGUCUGGACAGGCAACCUACCGCAGAGACUGAGCCUUACUGGCGUCUCUUUGCUCGAAUCGGAAUUGAUCACCAAGCAGAAAAUCGUUCUCAAGCUUAGGCUGUUUAGUGUGCGGCUACUGCUUCACCGUCCGUUCUUGAUCUCCGCCGCCACUGAGGCAAAUCACGAAAAAUACGCUGUGCACAUUCGAGCCUGUGUGGAUGUCUCCAAAGACACGAUAGAGCUCCUGUAUGACACGUAUGCAAGUAGACCAUGGUUCCGGUCAUGGUGGUACAACUCUACCUACACACUAGAUGCGAGCAUGGUUCUUCUUUACGUCGUACUCUCUAAUAUGCAGCCGGAACCAGCAGAAAUGCUGCUGGCAUCGGUGGAGAAGUCAAUUGAGAUCUUUAGAGCCAUGGACAGAGUCGCCGUGACCCGAAAAUGCGCAGAGAUCACAUCCGAGGUGCUCAGCAUCGCCAGGGAUAUUGCUCGAGGCAAUCGGGAGCAAGCACUCCAACAGUUCCAUCACGCAGAACAACAUCAGGCCCUCGGCCCGGAUCAUGCAGGUGCCAUGAAUGGCACUCUCGGACUGCAGCACCAUGGCGGCCCGGCGCCGGAACUCAUGUUUCCACCAAACUUGACGCAAGAAGACAUGAACGCCAGUCUGCUGGAGACGAACCUGAUUUCCAAUUUUCUGGACCCAGAUGGCCUCUUCUUCUACUAG
Molecule: messenger RNA, 1860 nt
Organism: Microdochium trichocladiopsis
Lineage: Eukaryota; Fungi; Ascomycota; Sordariomycetes; Xylariales; Microdochiaceae
Exons: 6
Coding region: 1-1860 (619 amino acids)
Biological process (GO): positive regulation of transcription from RNA polymerase II promoter by galactose
Cellular component (GO): nucleus
Molecular function (GO): DNA-binding transcription factor activity, RNA polymerase II-specific; RNA polymerase II cis-regulatory region sequence-specific DNA binding
Source: RefSeq, a predicted model, not a curated record